This is a messenger RNA of Caenorhabditis auriculariae, 4817 nucleotides long. The record is from the annotation of a GenBank genome assembly. Lineage: Eukaryota; Metazoa; Nematoda; Chromadorea; Rhabditida; Rhabditidae.
AUGUCUUCUCGGGACACGUCUUCGCGGUGCGUCGUUGAAACCCACGGUUUGUUCCUUCCAUUUGCUCGCCUAAUUUGAGCCGCUCAUUCCAUUUUCACUACAUUAUUAAUUGAAGUUUCUGAAGCCUAACCAAUAGAAACAAUAAAUAUCACUGGUCAGCGCAACGCUUCUUUCUUCAGGCGUCUUUUAGUUGCGCGAAUUAUAAUUAUACUCUAUGUUCGCCGAGAGAGACUGAUGAUGGAAGAAUGACUUGACAUAGUCGCAAAUUGUUCAAUAUGUCAUCAAUUAGAUAAAAAGAAAAACAAAUGAAGGUGAGGCAACAAAUGCGAAGUCGUUCUAUAUUUAUCAGUAAGCACUUUUUUAUCUCUAUUAUUGAAAUAUUUUAAGUGCGACGUUUUCAGACGCUCCAACAGAGAAGCAGGUCGAUGAAUGGCUCGAAAAAGGCGACGUCGCGAAACUGGAGCAACUCGUUCUUGACGGUCGCGGCCACAUGUUGAGGUGCGAGCUCAGAAAUGUUAUAUCUCACCGAUAAAUGGUUGAAAGUUAACUGUAGAUCAGUUUGAAAUGUAAAAGGAAAGAGAGAUGGAACAAUUUUUGAAGGGAGAAGAAGACCACGGACCCUGGAGGUGUCGAGUUCAUGUCAGGAUUGACUCAAUAUUUAGUAUGCCCCGCUGUUUUUGCAUUAAAAAAUAGUGAUACAACUUGUAGACUAAAAUCGAUGCUAUCCACAAGGCUGUAGAAGAAGGCGACGUCAGGCGAGUCAAGUCUCUGAUCGACCGCUCGCAACUCUCUACCGCAAGGGACACUUACGGUGACAAAAUGUUUUACGUGGUACUCUAUGCGGCGUUCAGAGGGUGUUCAUCGAAUAAGAAAUAAGGGUCAGGGAAAAAAGAACCAAAGUUUUGGAGAGUGAGAGAAACCCAUAAAAAGUCGAAAAAUGUUUAAAAAAAUUGGUUGUAUCAAUCGAUUCAGGAAUGACGCCGAUUCACAAAGCUUUGCUACAUGGCCAAACGAACACUGUGCGGUAUCUUCUGGGAAAAUAUCCGCAUUGCGUGAAUGCCACCGACCAUGUACGAGUUUCUGUCUGGAGAUAAAAUUGAACACCUUUUUGGGGGGUUUUUGGGAUGAGUCGAUAAUUUCAAGGCUGUAACAUUCUUUGAGUACAAAAGUAGUGAUGCGAGAAAAAUUGAAAUCGAUGGGUUUUCGAUUCAAAUUUCUUCUUGAGCUUCGACAUUUGAACUUACUUUUCUUAGUUGUGACUAAUCUUCUUCUAACGCUCGCAAAAAAUCUCAUGAGAACUUUUUUUUCUAAACCGAUUGGUCAAAAAAUGGACAAUUAAAUGGUUAAACAGAGCUUAGGGAAGUUUAUAGUUUUUUUUUAUAUCAUUAGGUUUUAGAAAGUGCAGAAAAGAGCGGGUUCGAACUUGAAAGCAUGACAGUUUAUGAUUUUUCCUGUUCAUUUUGCGGUUUGAAGGCAGGUCGGACUCCUCUGCACUACGCUGCAGCCGACCCAAACGGCGAGCACAUGAUAAAGGUUCUACAGAAAAGUGGUGGCGACGCCUUCAUCGAGGACAAGGUUGCCUUCCUUCCCCUUCUUUCCCAGCUUUCUCACAUUUUUUAUUUUCAAAAAUUGUCCAUCAUAGAUCUUCAUCGCAAUCUCGGAGUAUUCAUCCGCUGUCUUUCUUUUUUUUUCAUUUAGUAAUAUUUACGGAGAGCAUGAAGCGUCAUUUUGAAAAAGGUUGUUUUGAUAGCCGACUCGCAGAAGAGAACUGCGGGCUUCUGUUUUGCCGCAAACUGCCAUUAACUCUUUCAUGUUGGGCUCAUCUCUUUCUUCUAAAAGUUUGUUUUCCGAAUGGGCAGAAUCGAAGUAUUUUUCUUCAAUAACUAGAUGCUUUUUGAAAAAAAGAAAAAAAUCAUAUGAACAAAAAAAUUAUAUAUUUGUUUAUCAGGUAUCACAAGGGGUGUCAUUUCAGUGAGAAGUUUAGUUUUUUAAUAAUUUUCCCAAGCAUUCUUUGAAAGUUUAGAUGAAGGCUCCAUAGUGGAUACUUACGCGUAUUUUUUUAUAUUAUAAUUAUUCAAAUUUUCGGGAAAUAGUGAAGGCCUGAAUCAGAGUUCAACGCGAAUUUCGCAAGAAUUUUGUCUGCAAAAACUCUUAAUUUAUUAAUGAGAAAUCUCCAUUUUGACCUUGAGAUAGUAUUUGGAAAAAUCGAAACUCCUGACUGCAAUUAUCUCUUUCAAGCUUCUAAAAGUGAAUUUUGCGUGAUGGGAUCAUUUUUUGAAGCACGGACACACGCCGUUUUACUACCGCACUCAUGGACAACGACUGAAUGUGCGCUCUAUGAAAGACAAUGCCGUCAUGAAUCAACUGAUUUCCGGCCAACUCAGCCGUCCAUUGCUCCAAGGUAAACAUUUUGUAUCCCAUAAAAGGACACUUUUAUUCCAAGUUUCAGUGCUGUGUGCCUUCUAAAAUACCAUAGGAUGGGUUUAAUAAAAAUUGAACUUUAAUUUAUAAAAAGUUUAAAGACUUGGAAGAAGACAUAUACGACUGGAUCCACACCGGUAACAUAGGAAAGUUGGAAGAACUUGUGCUCACCGGAUAUGCCGACCUUCUCCUUGGACGCAACCACGAAGUCGAAGACGCCGAUAGUAUCGGUUUCCUCGAGGUCCUUCCGCAGUACCAGGUGUUCACAUCAAUCUAUCUUUUUCGGAUCUUUUCAGACUGGCGGAGACUUUUUCUCGCAUAAAAUCCUUAAUUAAUUUUGAUAUUAAGGCGAAAAUUCAAGCUAUACACAAGGCUGUUGAAACGGGAAACUUGCGAGCUGUCAAGUUGCUGACCGAUCGGAAGAAGCUAUCGCUCUGCAGAGACACUCGUGGACUCUCUCCGCUGCACAAAGUACAGUUCUUGUUUUUUUAAAAUUUCCGACUUCAUUCUUCUAGGCGAUCGUUUUUGAACGAACCGAUAUUGCGAAAUACCUCAUUCGCAACUACCCGCAAUCAGUGAACGCAAUGGAUCAGGUCUGAUUAGCUUUCACAGGCCGUUGACUUCGAAUUGCAGAAAAAACGAACUCCUCUUCACUAUGCAGCAGCUCUGAAGGAUGGCGGAUAUUUGUACAAAGUGAUGCGCAAGUCGGGCGCUGACCCCAAUAUUUAUGACUGCGUAUACUACCGGAGAGUUCCCCAGGAUUCAUCAGGAUGUUCAGAAUGGACGGCCGGCGAAGUAUUACUUGAAGCACGCGGGCGAGAUCGACUUGUCAGCGAUGCGUCUGGAUACAAGGGCUGCUCUCAAGCAGGUCUUUCAAACUUCUGAAUCAAGAAUGCGAAUGAAAAGGUGGGACUUCCAGGUGCUCCACAACAGAGUGGCUCCGAGCUACUUGGAGUCUUCCAUACAGCAAUGGCUCCGUGACGGUCAAGUAGCCAAACUCGAGCAGUUGGUUCUUUCAGGUGAGCCCCGCUAAUAUCACAGAAACUUCUGCUUAUUCAGGCUGUGGAGAUUUACUCCAAAACAGAACUUCGAGCCAUCCGGACACCCAAAACUUCCUUGACAACUUGCCAGAAUAUGUAGUGAGUCUAGGCUUUUUUCUUUGAAACUUUCAAAACCUCCUCUUUGAAGGAGAAAAUUGAUGGUAUUCACAAAUCGAUAAAAGAUGGAGACCUGGAUCGAUUGAAAGAUCUGAUGAAGACGAAGAAGUUGGCCAUCGGUCGGUUCCUCAUGUUUUGACCCACUCAUGGAUUUCUUCAGCCCGAGAUCGGUUUGGCUGUACUCCCCUGCAUGCGGCAGUGGUACACGAACACACAGACAUUGUCCGCUACAUCGCCGGCCACUAUCCCUCCGUUCUCAACGCUCCAGACUAUGUAAAGCUUGGAAAUACUGUGUCCCGAAAAAAUUCACUUCAGAAUAAAAGAACGGCGAUGCACUACGCAGCGGCGGCGCGUGACGGCGGACAUUAUCUGAAGAUUCUCGGAAAGGCUGGGGCCGACCCGAUGGCCGUCGACAACGUGGGGACAGCCUUGCUUUUUCUGAGUGCAAUCAUUAACAGGAAGGAAGAACUCCAGACUACUAUCGACGGAAUGCUGUGAUAGACCUGAAGAUGAUCAAGGAGCGCGACGAAGAGUUCGAGGCGAUCACAGAGGAGUUCCUGGAAGAUGGACCUUUGAUUGAGAGUCCGGCAUCGCCAGAUUCUGGAAGCGCCAGGUUUGCUUCUAUCGAAUUAGAGGUGCAAGUGUGCAGCAUUUGCAAGCCCUGAAAUGACGGUUUCUCACUAAAACUUUUGAUUUCGCUUCCUCUUUGAUCUAUAAUUAUAGCAUUUCUUAGAUUCUAAUUUAUUUUCUUGAACUGGCCAGGUUCUCCUCUAUUUGGAGCUUCUCGCAUUUUCAGAUUGAAGUCGUGAAAAUGUAUAAUUGGCAUUUUCGAUUCAGAGACUUUCUUAAGUAAGAUUAGAUAGGUUACUAAGACUUUCAAAGUUUAGUUCUUUUCUGACUUCCCGUAGCUUUCAUACUUAUUUUUAGCUCCGUGAUCGACUCGUCGCGGCCAGUAGAGGAGGAGGAAGAAGUUGGCGACAAGCACAAGUUUGAGCGGAUGUUCCGAGGAAGAGUCGACCUGCCGACUUCGGAGAACGGCGUCUACCUUGCUCGAACUGUGGCUCCAGUGCUCACAAAAGCUCUCGCCGAGGUUCCGGCUUUCUUUUUUUUUUAAACUUAACCUGCUUGUUUCAUCUCUAGGUGCUGUUGCGCCGACCGGCAGAUCCGAUAGGCUUCAUCUCAGACUGGCUGCAGAAGUAUCACAAUGAAAUGCCGCGGAGGACAAAUGGACAUAUGUGA